Adineta ricciae is the source of this 1047-nucleotide messenger RNA. NCBI's taxonomy places the organism in Eukaryota, Metazoa, Rotifera, Eurotatoria, Adinetida, Adinetidae. The record is from the annotation of a GenBank genome assembly.
AUGUCUCAGUACGUUGAAAGUCGACAUCGGGUGUUUUGCUACGGACGUUGCAUUACCGGUCAAAACCAUAGCAUAUUUUGUCUUGCACUUCUAUUAAUUACGGUUACAUCUAGUCUUUUCUUUGUUUUUGAUUGUCCUUAUUUAACCAAAGAACUCAGCCCAUUGAUACCAGUUUUUGCUGCUAUUCUAUUUCUCUCUGUUAUUUGUUGUAUUUUACGAACUGCUUGUACAGAUCCAGGCAUUCUUCCUCGUGCAACACCCGACGAACUACUUUACUUAGAAAGGACAGAUAAUACACAAACAGUUGCGCUCUCUGGUCGAAUCAUGGAGCUUCAAAUGCGUAGUGGUCAUGUUCUACAAUUGAAAUUUUGUCAAACAUGUCGACUCUUCCGACCGCCGCGAGUAUCACACUGUUCAUUGUGUAACGCAUGUAUAGCAAAUUUCGAUCAUCAUUGUCCAUGGGUUGGAAAUUGUGUUGGUUUAAGAAAUUAUCGAUAUUUUUAUUUAUUUUUGUUCUCAUUAUCGCUGCUUUGCACUUAUAUUUUCGUUUUUAAUAUCGUUAACAUUGUUCUACGUUCGCAGAACAACUCGACAGUUGCAGAUGCCAUACGUGAAACACCAGCGACCAUGGCCGAAGCACUCAUCUGCUUCUUUUCAAUUUGGUCCAUUAUUGGUCUUUGGAGUUAUCAUACAUAUUUAAUUUGCCGUAGUGUAACAACAAACGAAGAUAUUAAAGAUACAUGGGCUACACCGCAUCGUGGAGGAAAUCAAAUCAAUCCAUUCUCUCGAGGCAAUGGAUUAGUAAAUUGUUUUGCUACUUUAUGUGGACCAUUACCACCGAGCUUUCUCAAUCUACGAGCGAUCGUCAAACAAGAGAAUAGCAUACCGAUGACAGUAACUGGUACGAAUAAUAAUAAUAAUAACACUUCGGACGGAAUCGUAAGAUACUUUCCUGAAGAAAAUGGGAACUACUCUAAUCAGGUGGGAAACACUUCUGGAAUACAUUCUACUCAGCAACAACGUUAUCUACCACGUGAUUACGCAUGA